AUGAGUCCUGCCGUGCAAGAUGAGCGAUUUUCUGAUACUCUGGUGUUCUUUGUGAAUGGAAGAAAGAUCGUGGAUAGCUCUGUGGAUGCGGAAUGUACACUGCUGACGUAUCUCCGUACAAAAUUGUUACUCACCGGGACCAAACUCGGGUGCGGUGAGGGAGGAUGUGGUGCCUGUACCGUCAUGCUGUCACGCUAUGACCCAGAGCAGGACAGCAUCAAGCACUACUCCGUGAACGCCUGUCUGACCCUCGUGGCUUCCGUCCAUGGGCUGGCCGUGACCACCGUGGAGGGCGUGGGCAGCCUGAGGGAAGGACUACACCCGGUGCAGGAGAGGAUAACCCGCGCCCAUGGCUCUCAGUGCGGCUUCUGUACCCCUGGAAUGGUCAUGGCAAUGUACGCCCUUUUGAGAAACACACCGAGACCCGAGUGGCACGAGUUGGAACAACAUCUUGCUGGGAAUUUGUGCCGCUGUACAGGCUAUCGUCCGAUUCUCGAUGGCUUUGGAACCUUUUGCAACGAUAGCAACAUUGGCUGUGGUCGUGAGAAAUGUUGCAGACUCAGCGCAACGAAUGGAGACUCUUACUUCCCUCCACCAAUCACCAAAGACUGCAAUGGCUUCAUGCAAAACGGCUCCUGCAACAAAGAAGAGCAAGAACGAAAUGAAGCUCUCGGUGCUGAAGCCAACGCACUGCUUCCUAAGGCCGAUCUCACGCCGUAUGACCCCACUCAAGAUAUCAUAUUUCCGCCUGAAUUAAAGCUGAAGUCUCACCUCCACAACCAAUCCUUGAAGUUCCAAGGUCCGAGGGUGACCUACUGGAGGCCGACCUCACUACCGCACCUGCUCCGCCUCAAGUGCCACCAUCCUGAGGCCAAGCUUGUAGUGGGCAACACCGAAGUGGGAGUCGAGGUGGGCUUCAAGAACCAAACAUACCCAGUGCUGAUCAACCCUUGCUGGGUACCUGAGCUCAACGCUAUAAAAUACACGGAAUCUGGAGUUGUAUUGGGAGCCGCUGUGAGUCUGGCUCGGGUGCAGGAGAUUUUGCAAGAGCAGGUGUUAUUGCAACCAGACUGGAAGACGCGCAAUUUUUCUGCAGUUUUGGAAAUCCUCAGGUGGUUUGCUGGGCAGCAGAUCAGAAAUGUUGCUAGUUUCGGGGGCAAUAUAAUGACGAGUUCGCCAAUUAGUGACCUAAACCCCGUUUUAAUGAUGUCUGGAGCAACUCUUACAAUCUUGAGUCAUGAACACGGCGAACGCAGACUAACGAUGGACCAGAAUUUCUUCACUGGUUAUCGGAAGAACACAGUCAAGCCUUCUGAAGUGCUGAUCAGUGUUCAUCUUCCUUACACUCAAGAGAACGAGUACGCACAAGCAUACAAACAGUCCCGGAGACGUGACGACGAUAUUGCCAUAGUGAACAGUGCCAUGAGGGCGAGAUUCGUGCCAGGAACGAGCCAAGUGGAGGACCUGAGGGUGGCAUUCGGUGGCAUGGCGGUUACGACCGUUAUGGCGGUUAAAACGGCCAAGGCACUGCGAGGCUGCGAGUGGGACGAAGCGUUGCUGGAGAGGGCCAUGGCACUGCUGCUCGAGGACCUCCCCCUGGACGCCUCCGCCCCCGGGGGGAUGGUGGAGUACCGACGCACCCUCACCCUCAGCCUGUUCUUCAAGUUCUACCUGAGCGUUCGAAAAUGGCUCGCCGCUCGAGUGCCAGCGCUAGCAGUGCCACUCAGGGCCGACGAGGAGAGUGCCAUCGCCCCUUACCAACGGCCGCCCUUCGCCAGCACGCAGGUCUUCCAGCAGGUCGACAGCAGCGCGAAGUCGCACCAGCCCGUCGGCCGGCCGCUGGUCCACGCCUCGGGCUACAAGCAAGCAACCGGAGAGGCCGUUUACGUGGACGACAUACCGCGGGUCGAGCAGGAGCUCUUCGCCGCCCUGGUCCUGUCCUCGCGCGCCCACGCCAAGAUACUGGGGAUCGAUGAGACGCCGGCGCUGAGGGAGGAGGGCGUGGAAGCCUUCUACUGCGCCCGAGAUAUCUCCCGGGAAAAGAACCAGUUGGGCACAUUUGAGCCUGACGAAGAGGUGUUCGCGAGUGAAAAGGUGACAUGUGUUGGCCAGGUGUUGGGUGUCGUGGUGGCCACCGACCCGGCCAUCGCUCGGAGGGCCACCAGGCUCGUGCGCGUGGACUAUCAGGACCUGGAGCCUCCUGUUGUUACGAUUGAGGACGCGAUAAAGCAAGAAUCCUGGUGGGGCCCCUGGAAAAUCGCCAAGGGAGACAUCGACCACGGAUUCGAAUCCGCCGCUCGCAUCAUCGAGGGGGAGAUGCGCAUGGGCGGCCAGGAGCACUUCUACCUGGAACCCAACGCCCACAUUUUCGUCCCCAAGGGCGAGGACGGGGAGAUGGACGUCUUCUCGAGCUCCCAAAUCCCCUCGGCGUUGCAGAAGAUGGUCGCGCGGGUCACCGGCGUCUCGAGCAACCGGGUCGUGGUCAGAGUGAAGCGCGUCGGGGGGGCCUUUGGCGGGAAAGAGUCGCGGAUCUUGGGCGUCGCUGCCCCCGCGGCCCUCGCGGCGGCCAGGCUGAGUCGACCCGUGCGCAUCACCCUCGAUCGCCACGAGGACAUGCUAAUCACCGGAGGACGUCACCCUUUCCUGUGCCGCUGGCGAGCAGGAGUCACGACCAAGGGCGUCUUCACAGCCCUCGACGUCAAGCUCUACUCCAAUGGCGGCUAUUCCCAGGACCUGUCUCCUAUCGUGAUGCACAAGGCCAUGAUGUGUGUUGACAACGCUUACAGGCACAGCAACAUCCGGGUCACAGGAUACGUAUGCAAGACCAACCUACCCUCCAACACGGCCUUCCGGGGCUUUGGUGCGCCUCAAGCAGCCAUGUUUGCGGAAGAUAUCAUCACCACUAUUGCCCACACUCUCAAACUAGAUCCUUGUCAAGUUCGCGAGAGGAACAUGUACCAGGAAGGCGACAGUACACACAUCAGUCACACGCUCGAACGCUGUACAAUUCGUCGAUGUUGGGAAGACGUUAUUGCGAAAUCGGACCUUCAUAUUCGGCAGCAUCUUGUGCAGAAGUUUAACAAGGAAAACGCUUACAAGAAGAGAGGGCUGGCCAUAAUCCCGACCAAGUGUGGCAUUGCUUUCGACCGCGUGUUAAACCAGGCGGGGGCGUUAGUGCAGGUGUAUACGGAUGGCUCUGUGCUCCUGACUCACGGUGGUAUCGAGAUGGGGCAAGGCCUGCAUACGAAGAUCCUGCAGAUCGCAGCUCAGGUCCUCAAAAUCCCCAUUGAGAACAUCCACAUCAUGGACACAGCUACAGACAAGGUGCCCAACACAUCUCCAACAGCCGCUUCGAUCUCCACUGAUAUCAACGGAAUGGCAGUCAUGAACGCGUGCAAAGAGCUGCGGGCGCGUCUGAAACCCUUUAUCAAGAGAAACCCAGCAGGAACGUGGAAGAGCUGGGUGAAAGAGGCCUACAUGGAACGCGUGUCUCUCUCCGCCACGGGAUUCCAUCGCAUAGACGAAGUAACUGACUUCGACUUCGAGACGAUGUCAGGCCAACCCUUCCACUAUUACUGCAACGGCGCCGCAGUGACAGAGGUGGAGGUGGACUGUCUCACCGGCGGCCACACGAUCCUGAGAACAGACAUAGUGAUGGACGUGGGCCAGUCUCUGAACCCCGCCAUCGACAUAGGGCAGGUGGAAGGUGCCUUCAUACAGGGUGUUGGCCUCGUCACCUUGGAGGAACUGAGGUAUUCUCCUGAAGGCUCGCUACUCGUUCGGGGCCCCGGCGCCUAUAAGAUACCAGGUUUCCAGGACAUCCCGUGUGAAUUCCACGUGUCCCUGCUAAAGAAUGCACCCAAUCCUCUUGCCAUAUUCUCUUCGAAGGGCGUGGGCGAGCCCCCCUUGCUGCUGGCGACGUCGGUCUUCCAAGCUAUCAAGGACGCCGUGGGAGCCGCCCGAGUGGCCCAGGGCCUCGGGCGCGUCUUCCGCCUCGAUUCGCCUGCCACGGCAGAGCGCAUCCGCGUCGCUUGCCAGGGCCCGUUGCUCCGGAAGAUUCCUCCAGCAGAACUCGGGUCCAAGAAACCGUGGUCAGUAACAGUGUAAAAAACUUAGAAUUUGAAGAAGUUUGCUUUAUGGUCAUUGUUAAAAUUGUAUUUCUGUGCUAGGCUUUAUUUUUUUUCUUCUUCUUCUUCUUCUUCUUCUUUUUUCUUCUUCUUUUUCUUUUUCUUU
Messenger RNA from Penaeus monodon (black tiger shrimp), 4233 nucleotides. Its product is annotated as xanthine dehydrogenase/oxidase-like. Bases 1 to 4107 code for a protein of 1368 amino acids. Lineage: Eukaryota; Metazoa; Arthropoda; Malacostraca; Decapoda; Penaeidae. Gene Ontology annotation, molecular function: xanthine dehydrogenase activity; FAD binding; iron ion binding. The record is from RefSeq and is a predicted model, not a curated record. The transcript is spliced from 28 exons.